This is a messenger RNA of Zeugodacus cucurbitae (melon fly), 2045 nucleotides long. RefSeq names its product glycerol kinase. NCBI's taxonomy places the organism in Eukaryota, Metazoa, Arthropoda, Insecta, Diptera, Tephritidae. Gene Ontology annotation, biological process: triglyceride metabolic process; glycerol-3-phosphate biosynthetic process; glycerol metabolic process. Gene Ontology annotation, cellular component: mitochondrion. The record is from RefSeq and is a predicted model, not a curated record. Bases 171 to 1961 code for a protein of 596 amino acids. Gene Ontology annotation, molecular function: phosphotransferase activity, alcohol group as acceptor; kinase activity. The transcript is spliced from 9 exons.
CUGUAUUCAAGCACGUUUAUUUUUAUGCAAUCGCAUUUGCAAAAACAAAGUACGGCGUGUUUGUUCGUUGGUAAAACAAAUCAAUUAUCCAUUUAUUAUUGUGUUAAAGUGGAUACCGUGUUAAAUUUAAGAACGGCGCCCUUGGUAUUCCUGAUCACUAACUUACUGACAUGGGCAGUCCCAGUUUUGGGAACUUUGGUCCAUUAAUUGGUGUGGUCUACGUGAGCAGUACACAUUGCCGAUUCCUAAUUUAUUCAACUAAAAAUGCGGAAGUUUUGACAUUUCAUGAAUUGAAAUUACGGCAAAUUGUUCACAAUGCUGGCUGGUUAGAAUACGAUCCUAUGGAAAUAUGGAAGAGUACGCAAGAAUGCAUUGAAACUGCAUACAAGAAUCUUAUCAUUUUGGAAAUCAAUCCGUAUGACUUAGUAGCAAUAAGUAUUUGCAGUCAGCGUGGAACAACGUUUUUAUGGGACAAAGAUACGGGAAACCCGCUAUGUAAUGCUGUUGGUUGGAACGACUGUCGAACAUCGUCUAUUUUGAAGACAGUUCUUGAUAAUGUAAAUUACGAUGUAGAUUACUUGCGGCACAAAACGGGACUACCACUAAGUACUUGUUUUAGCGCCCUUAAGAUCAGAUGGCUUCAGGAAAACAUUCCGGCUGUAUCUGAAGCAUUAGAAGACGGUACGUGCCUCUUUGGCACACUCGAUUCAUGGAUACUAUGGAAUCUUACUGGAUCCAAUAUAAGUGGAGUGCAUAUGACCGAUAUUACCAAUGCAGGUUACACAAGUCUGAUGAACAUACAUACUCACCAAUGGGAUGCUAAGAUAUGCCAAUUCUUUCGUAUUCCGAUGGAAAUACUGCCGCGUAUUCGUUCAAAUUCUGAAUUAUAUGGUUACGUAAUAGGAGGUUCACUAAACGGCCUUCCUAUAGCAGCGUGCAUUGGCGACCAAUCUGCAGCCCUGUUAGGACAGCUACAAACAAAAGUUGGUCAAAAUGCUUGCAUAAUCGAUGACAGUUGUUUUGUGCUGCUCAACACGGGCGAAGAAUUGAUACAUUCAUCCAAUGGAUUACUGUCGAUGGUGGCGUAUAAAUUAGGUCCAAAAGUUCCUGCUUACUAUUCAUUAGAAGGUGCUAUUUCUAAUGCCGGUGCUACAGUCGGUUGGCUUAAACAAGGAUUACGCAUAAGCACUGAAAUCAAUGCUAACGAUAAUGCUGUUGAAGUUCUCAACACAUUUUUGGGAGAAAGCUCUAUGAUUUCAUCUUCUUGUUCGUCAGGUAUGCUGAAUGCUGAUUGUGGAUUGGCGGCAAAACGUUCAGAGAUAACAUUUGUACCUGCUUUUCAUGGAUUAUAUGCGCCAUAUUGGCGUUAUGAUGCAAGAGGGGUCUUACUAGGCCUAACUAGUCAAACCACAGCUGAAAAUGUUACCCAAGCUGCUUAUGAAGCCACUGGUUUCCAAAUACACGAAGUAUUAGCUGCAUUUAAACGUGACACACCCACAUGGAAUCGGAAAAGCUACAAAGAACGUAUUAUAUUUUGUGGCGACUAUGCAGAGAAUAAUGCUUUCGUCCAAUACAUAGCAGACAUUGUCGGUUGUUUGCUGGAAAGACCUCAGACAACAUCACCGGCAUGUUUGGGAGCAAUGAUAUGUGCUGGCAUAACAAUGAAUGUAGUAUCUUUGCUGCAGGCAGAAGUAAUGUAUCCACCACCGGUGGAUGCAUUUAGUCCAACAACCACUGCAAACCGGCGAGAGCAACUGUAUAAACGAUGGAAUUAUGCAGUGCGAAAAUGUUUAAAUUGGAAUAACUUCGCUACUUAUGAGGAGGAUUUGGAACUUUUUGCCCAACGUGACAGUGAUCCCAAUCUACCAAUACGACGGUCGCUACCCGGUAGCAUAUAUAUAACUAGUUCGUUUCUGCUUUUGCUUGUAGCAAAAUUUUUGCAAGGUCGUAACAUUACAUAGACAAAAUGUAUGUAAAGAGAUAAAAAAAAGUGUUUAAUAAGAUUAAUAUAUUCCUAUUGUUAAUGGUUUUAUGAUGUUGCACUA